Messenger RNA from Durusdinium trenchii, 2673 nucleotides. Lineage: Eukaryota; Dinophyceae; Suessiales; Symbiodiniaceae. The record is from the annotation of a GenBank genome assembly.
AUGAAGUUUGGUCGAGUCGCUGGUCAUGAGCUUGAGACACUAUGCGCGGCUUUGAAGAAGAUCCUGUCUCGAAAAGCAACCCACUCAGCAGCAUUUAUCUUAGCGCCAUACUUGGUAUCUGACCGUGUACUUCACGGCAUUCGUGGUGAAGUGCGACUGGAGGAUAAGCUUGACGCCAAAGGGGUGAUGUCCUAUGCCGACUGGAAGAAAGGCUCAGCGAUCUUCAGCAGCCAUCGCGCCUACGAUCCAGAGGUCUCAGUGUCCCAGAAUCUGAAUGUGACUGACUACCCAAUGAAGUUUGUCAGCGUCUCCGUGGAUUCGUUCAAUGUCACGCCUCUGGAAAACGCCGUCGUGGCAGCGCCAUCUGAUGAACCUGAAGAGGAGUUGCCGAUGUGGGAGGGUGAACCACCAACUUUGAAUGAUUUGAUCAACACUUACAACGUUGAGUGUAAGCUCUCAUCGUCAUUUCCAGAAGCUACUCUAUACUUGGUAGAUGCCAAGCCCCGUUCUGGAAACUCCAGCGAGAAUGUGGUUGAAGGUCAAACACAGAAGCUCUUUCUCGUGGCCCAUAUGCCAAUGACUUUGGACAAUGCAGAGCCUAUCAUCGGACAUGGCAAAUGCUCCUACAUGAAGGAGGAACGCGCGACCCCUUCACCUUCCCCUCUCGAAGACGACCAGAUGAAUCGACGUCAUCGUGGAAGAAUUGUUGAGGAGGUCAAGCAUAAGAAUCAAGAUUCUGAGGUGAUUCCAAAAGAUCAGCCUGAGGCCUUAGAGGAGCGCCACACUCGAGGAGUACCAGUCACAGUCAGCACGGCUUCUUUGGAGUCGGCAAAGAAUGUCUCUAAGGAGAUGAAUGCUCAGCAAAAGACUGAGACUUCCCAGACCAAGUCACUCCCUCCAGUGACAACUGAAGCAGAGAUGCAACCGAAGGCUGCGACAAGUGAAGCAGAGACAAAAUCGAAGCCAAAACCAUUGCCUUCUACGAGUUCGUCUUUGGACAGGGCAGCCAACCCAUUGCUGGAUCCAAAGGAUAAACAAAAGCUUGAAGGAGACAUUGCAGAGGCAAGACAGAAGAUGAAAGAAGACAAGAAUGCUGCGAAGAAUGGCGACAAGCCAGUACGUCGUCGGCUCUUGCCUGAGCUCGCGCCUGGUGAGGAGGGUGAGAUGGUCAUGGAGGAGGUAGAGGAACUCGAGGAAGACUCAGAGUCUACCACCUUGGUCCUGGGGCAGGAGCCUAAGAGGAGGGGAAAAGCCAAGAGUGAACCAAAGUCCAAAGCUGCUGAUGCUGCUGCUUCGAAACCAGAAGCAAAGAGCAAGGCGAAGGCAAAAUCAGCUGCAGCAUUCAAAAAGCCAGCAGCCAAGGCCAAGGCCAAGCCUUCACCAAAGAAGGUCUCUCGUGCAAUGAAGGCAAAGAAAGUUGCAAAAGGGAAUCGCUUUGGGAAGAGGGGAAAAAACCAAAAGGAGCCAAAAGGAUCGACACCUUCAGAGCCCAAAGGCAAGACAUCAAGUGAGUCUGAGAAGAAGAGCGAGCUGAGCAUGAUGAGUGUGUUCCAUUCUCACUUGCGUGAGACCAUUGCCAAGUUGAAGGAGGAGGGGAUGCCUGCAAAGGAGGCUUUGGCACAUGCUCGAUCUUCGGAAGAUGCUGACAUGGAUCGUCAGCAGGAGGCUGAGAUGGCUGAACCUGAGGACAAGGCUCCUCCACCAGUUGAUGAUGAGGAGGAAAAUGUCAUCAGUGACACUGACAUGGUCUUUCUUGAGGGCUCUGACGAGCCUGACGAGCUGUCCCCACUCCUUGAGUUCGAGGAGAAUGAUAUCAUGGAUGCGCUUUGGCAGCAAAGCAAUGGCCUGUUGCAGCUGGCGCUCACCAGCCCAGCUGGGGAGGAGCUCAUGACGGUGAAUCUCGUGGUGCGGGCGCUGAAGUUGGGGCCGUUGGUGAAGAAACAGGCCAUCGAUGAGUUCUCAAGCCUGCAGGAGAGGCUGAACGCAGCGCAGAAGAGGUUGAACCCCUUCAAGUCGGUUCGGCAGGACUACGAGAGGCGCGCGCAGGCACGCAAGCUCUACGAGGAGCUCUCGAGCAAGCUGGCCGGGGCCGAGAUCGAGGUGGAGAAGGCUGCGAUGAUGACGGCCCCGAUGGGCACAGACAGCGAUGAGGGGAUGAAGGAGACGGAAGCCACCUUGACCUUGGCCCAAACGAUGCUGGCGCAGACGAAUCGUCAGGUGGAAGCCAAGCUCAAGCAGCUUGAGGAUGUGGACUUUGGCGAGCAGCUGAAGGGCCUGCUGGAGCGAUGCAAGCUCGCGCAAGAGAAGCUGGAUGACCUGCGAAGCAUCCUCCGCGAGACCCAGGUGCGUUUGGCUGCAGAUUUGCUCAUGAAGGAGGUGUCAGACAAGGUGGCCAAUGCUGAAGACGAGAUUCAGAAGAUGGCAGAAGCCGAAUUGCCUUUCCUUCGAAAUGACAAAGACCAGGACAUGUCGGAACUCUUUGCUGAAGCAGACAAGGUGGCGGCGCACGUGCACGGCGUCCUGGCCGAGACACAGAGCUACGUCGCCCGGAAGUCGGUGGAGGUGUCCAAGUUCUCCGAUGGGCCGGGGGAAGCGGUCAAGGAAGAGGCAGAGGAUCAGCCUCAGCAACUCGCAGGUGGAAAAUUUGCAGAGGAGGUUGGAGGAGGGACGUGA